Molecule: messenger RNA, 531 nt
Organism: Prunus armeniaca (apricot)
Lineage: Eukaryota; Viridiplantae; Streptophyta; Magnoliopsida; Rosales; Rosaceae
Source: the annotation of a GenBank genome assembly
AUGAGGAAGAAGCUUGAAAAGUACAAGUCAAAUUUAGAUAAUGUUGAUAAGAAUGGUGCUCCAGUUACAUGUUUGGUACAAGGCAAGAAGCUAAUAGGCCUGAUAUAUGUGAAGGAGCAAUUUGAUGAGUGGAAAGCAGAGUGCUUGAGGAUACUCCAGAAUAACUUCAAUAUAGAGACUCGUACUUUUGCUCCGGACAGGGUGAUAUUGGAGGCAUUGCAGAGUAGUUCUCUAGGACAGGCCAAGGGUUUAAGACAAAUCCAGAAUCUUUGCAUGCCUUUCGUGAGGUUGAAGAAGAAGGACGCAGUUCAACUUGGAGCUCAGGCCUUAGAUUUGAAGUUACCAUUUGGAGAGGUUCAGGUACUUGAAGAGAACAUAGACUUGAUUAAGAAACAACUCGUGCUCGAAGAGGUACAAGUUUUGUCUGCUACCAAUCCUGAUGAUCGUGCAAAAGUUGGUCCUCAUGUUAAACAGAUAGAGCAGAAUCCUCCAUUCCCUGGAAGCCCAACUACGAUCUUCUUGACCCGAUAA